AGCUGUUGACAGACUGUGGCUCCCUUCAAUCGCGACCUCCGGAGCUGCUGCUGGUUCAUGCACACUCGCUGAAUCUACUACUAUCAUUGUGGCAGUUUUUAAAAGCACAUGCUGUUUGUACACCGCUCGGUAACGGAGCAUAUGCUGCCAUGAGUGCUUUUUGUCGCCUGAUCCAGAGAGGACUGCUGAGCGGCCGGCCAUCGUCCCGUUUUUUCCUCGGACAGCAGGACGUGUGCGGGGUGGCUCCCAUCCAGACAGCCAGCUCAUCCAGCCCAGUCAACUUGACCUACGAUGUUUUCGAUGGGAAAGGAGAGAGCACUCCCCUUGUGUUCCUCCAUGGCCUUUUUGGCAGCAAAUCUAACUUCCACUCAAUAGCGAAGUCCUUGGUGCAGCGCACAGGCCGAAAGGUGCUGACUGUAGAUGCCCGUAACCAUGGCAACAGCCCUCACAAUUCGGUGUUGACCUAUGAAGCGAUGACCGGGGAUUUGAAACACCUCCUCGCCCAGCUGCACAUUGAGAAGUGCGUCCUCAUCGGCCACAGCAUGGGAGGAAAAACGGCCAUGAUGACCGCCCUGACGCAGUCUGGUUUAGUGGAGAGGUUGGUGGUAGUGGACAUCAGUCCUGCCCAGACCACCACACGCACCAACUUCCGCUAUUACAUCCAAGCCAUGCAGGAGGUGAAGAUCUCCAGCGACAUCCCACGUUCCACCGCCCGGCGAAUGGCUGAGGAUCAGCUGCGCCGUUUGGUCAAGGAGCGCUCGGUGCGUCAGUUCCUACUGACUAACCUGGUGGAGCAGAACGGCCACUAUGCCUGGAGGGUCAACUUAGAUGCCAUCUCAGCGCACCUUGAGGACAUCAUGAGCUUCCCCAGAAUUGACAACAUCUAUGAAGGACCUACACUGUUUUUGGGUGGAGCCAGUUCUGCUUAUAUCAGUUCCGAGGAUUACCCAGAAAUCCAGAGGCUGUUCCCUAAUGCUGACAUCCAGUACAUCCCAGAUGCGAGCCAUUGGAUCCACGCAGACAAACCUUUAGACUUCAUCAGCUCCAUCAGCUCCUUCCUUCAGUCCUAGCUGCCUCCUGCCCACGCCUCAGAACUUUUUUUAUGCUCAGCACCUCUGUGCAUCCCCUCGAUGAAAAUGAAGGUUAGAAUUCAGCAGCUUCAGCAAGAGCAAGUGGAGCCAUAUGAUGCUAAAACACAAUGGACCAAACUCACCCUUUCACAGCAGUUGGUUCUUAUCCUUCAAACAAAUGUAAUGUAGUGUAGUGAAGGUGAACUCUUCUUUUGUUUAGUCUCUCUGCCAUAUAGCUAGUGUGUGUUUUCAUUGAUUUUUAGACUGGUCAGUAGAAAAUAGCAAUGAAAAUAUCUCCAGUUUAACAUAACAGGGCUGUCUUGGAGGUGAUGUACUAAUCCAAAGAAACUCUCAUUUGCACAGUGCUUUCUUUAUGUUGAAACAUUUAUGCCAGUGUAACAAAAAAUUGGCUUUAGGCCAAGUGCAAUCUGGAGCUGAAGUGGACCGGUAGGAAGAUAGUUGGAUGUGAAGGUUUUGACAGCACUGGAAUGAAACAAAUACUGUAUAUGUGAGAAGCUCUUCUUGGAGAGAAGUGAAGAAUGUGCGAAGCAAAAAGUGUUUCUUUGCAGGAGGAGGUUUGAUAUGUGUCAGGAGGUUGGUGCUCUGCAAAGAGGCUGGACUGCAGACUUUAUGCGCAGAGAUGGUUUGUUGUAGAAACUUAUUUUAAUGUUGAUAAUAGUGAGAUAUAUAUAUAUAUGUAUAGAUAUAUAGAUAUUCAAUUUUGGUCCUUUAUUUCUCACGUCCUUUUCUCUGUGUGUCAGAGAUAAAUAUUUACAGGACGGUUACAACUCAAGGUCAUUGAGAAUGCUGGCUAUAUUUUUAUGCCAACAUAAUCCACUAUGAAAACCAAGCUGAAACACGCAAUUGCAGUAUUGCCACAAUCUGUUUCCUGAAUAUCUCAGGUUACAACUGGAUAUGCUAAUUAUUGUACACUUAAUACUCUUCUUCUGUCUGUCUGGCAGUAAGCCGUGGUAAUGUUGUUGUGUCUUUGUAUUUGGUCGGUCCAAUCACUGUUUUAAUGAAACGUGUUAGAGAUUUAUUAUCUGUAUCUCACUUAUCUUUACAAAGCUGUAAGGGGUAUCUCUCAAAUAUAUGCUGCAACAAUGUAUGUUGUGAUCGAAUUGUAAUAGUGUCAAUAUCAUUUCUGUUUCCAUGAGUUUGAACAGUACAGUCCACAGUAGUGAAACUGCCAUCUGGAUGAAUGAGCAGGGUGUUGUGAAUUUGUAUGUGCCUCUUUUGUCGAGAGCUCCUUUUCCAUUUCUGUAAAACUUGAUUAAAAAAAAAACAUUUAAAAAAAGCUUUUGUUCUACAAUAUUGACUAGCAUACUUUAGAUUGGCAGCUGGGUUGCCAGUUCUAUCUGACUUUUCUAACAGUGAAGCCUAACCGAUGCGGGUGUAUCCCUUCAUGGCACUAGAUGUUUACUACAAUCAAUGUUUUAUGUUCGUUUGAUGUGAAUACAGAAGUCUUAAAGGCUUCAAAUUACCAGAAUUAAGUUUAGCGAAACUGUCUUUGUUUUAUUCUUUUUAAUAAAGGUCCAGUUAGAGGAAAAGCACCCCCCCCCCCCCCCCCCCUUCAAGCACAGGAGUUGUCUUGUUACACAAUAUGAAUAGAUGUUGGGGGGGUGUUUCAGAUUCUGUAGUCUUGCAGUAGGGCAAGAAUGGGGAGCCCUGUGUCAACAAUAUAGAAAUGUGAAUUUAUUCACUCACAUAGAAAGGUUGAAGACUGUAAUCAUCUCUUCAGGAUUGUAUAUUGUUUCACUAUGAGCAUGCCUUUUCUCUUGUCCUCAGAUGUAAAUUUGCUGUGCUACAUACGUCUCAGUUUGUUGAACAUGUUGCCACAUUGGUGGCACUCAUUCUAGAUACUGCCGUAUAUACAUUUUAAAUGUGUGCAAAGAUGCAUAUAGGAGUGGAUUAUAUAUUAUUGAAAUGUACAAACUAAUUAAUAUUAUACAAUAAAAUGGCAAAAAUCUGCGA
Micropterus dolomieu (smallmouth bass) is the source of this 3044-nucleotide messenger RNA. RefSeq names its product abhydrolase domain containing 11 (gene abhd11). The coding region runs from base 150 to 1070 and encodes 306 amino acids. The transcript has 6 exons. The record is from RefSeq and is a predicted model, not a curated record. Gene Ontology annotation, cellular component: mitochondrion. Lineage: Eukaryota; Metazoa; Chordata; Actinopteri; Centrarchiformes; Centrarchidae.